UUCAUGAGGGAAGAGGCCAGGGACAGCCAGCCAACCCCGGCUUCUCUUCUCUUCACCAAUAUUAUUCUGUAUUGCAAGCCAGGGAGCCCAAGCAGGGGGCUGCGUUAGUGUUCAUAGGAUGUCCCGUCAUGAAGGUGUCAGCUGUGAUGCAUGUUUAAAAGGCAACUUUAGAGGUCGACGGUACAAAUGUUUGAUAUGCUACGAUUACGACCUGUGUGCAUCCUGCUAUGAGAGCGGUGCUACCACAACCAGACACACGACAGAACAUCCGAUGCAGUGUAUAUUAACCCGGGUUGAUUUUGACCUGUACUACGGCGGAGAGGCGUUCUCAGUGGAGCAGCCCCAGGCCUUCACAUGUCCCUACUGUGGCAGGAUGGGCUACACAGAGAUCUCCCUGCAAGAUCAUGUGGCUGCAGAGCACACAGAAACCUCAGUAGAAGUGAUCUGCCCCAUAUGUGCAGCAUUGCCUGGUGGCGACCCGAAUCAUGUGACAGACGAUUUUGCUGCUCAUCUCACACUUGAACACAGAGCGCCCAGAGACUUGGAUGAGUCCAGUGGGGUGCGGCAUGUGAGGAGGAUGUUUCAUCCUGGGCGUGGGCUAGGUGGUCCACGAGCUCGCAGGUCAAACAUGCACUUCACCAGCAGUACCACAGGGGGGCUCUCAACCAGUCAGAGCUCCUCACAGAGCUCCAACUACAGCAGAGAGGCCAUGGACCCUAUAGCAGAACUUCUCUCCCAGUUGUCAGGGGUCCGGCGCUCGGCAGGCGGUCAGCUCAGCUCGGGCCCUUCAGCCUCUCAGCUCCAGCAGCUUCAGAUGCAGCUCCAGUUGGAGCGCCAGCAGGCCCAAGCAGCACGUCAACAAUUAGAGACGGCUCGAAACGCCACCCGAGGAGGAGGCCGAGCGAAUGCAAUUCUCAAUACAAAUUCAGCAACCACGAAUCCCAACCCCAGCGCCAACCACAAUACAAACCCCAGUCCUAACCCGGGCCCUCCUGAGUCCAAUACACAGCAUUCUGCACAUAGCUCCCAGUUUCUACUCAGCAGGCUGAGCGAACCACGGCUCUCUGAGGCCGAGCGGCAGGCAUGUGAGGCCCAAUGGGCCGACAGGAGUCUGUUCGUGACAGAGCUGCUGCUGUCCACACUGCUGCCUGACGAGGACGCCUCAGCCUCUUCCUCAGAGGACGAGGACGACUGUCACAGCUCGUUGCGGAAUUUCGCCGACUUUGAGGCCAUGGGCUGUGUUGAGGUCAUGACCUUGGACGUGGCACUGGAGAACCUCAACCUCAAGGAGACGACCCCGGCUACAAAGACAACGAAAACGACGACUAAAACGCCACCAGCGAAGAAAGAGCCUCCCGCGCCGCCCCUUUGAUGACAUGGCCGCUCCCUCCCUUCGAACCACCAUUGUACCUGGCUGACUGUGGAGUCAGCCUGACUGCCAAUGGAUGACAAAAGAGACUGCAGUUCUUUUUGGCUUUGUUUUUUUUUUUUUUUUUUUCUCAGUGAUUGUCAUUUCAGCUCUGUCGCUCCCCACUUGACCCCCAUGUUUAUUGCGUUGUGUACAUUGAAUAAAAGUAGUGAGACGAGAGAAUGUGAAAGCAAGCAAGCGUGGUGGGUGCGUGAGAGAAAGAGACAAAUAAUUAUAUAAAUAUAUUAUAGAAAAAUCUAUAUGAAAGUUGAUAAUCAAUUCCACAUAACCCGUGUUUCCUCUAGCAGAAAGCGUAGUUAGCCAUUUUUAAAGAGACAAACACGUCACACACUCACCCCGGGAGAGGAGGCGGACACAAACCUCUCCGAUAAAAACGCUGCUGUGUAUUUAUAGUUAUUAAUUAAAGAAGUGCUUGGAUGGUUUACCACAACUUAAGCAUGAGCUUAAAUCACCAUGUGCCCAUUUUUAACUGCACAGUCACUAGGCGGGGAGGUCUUUCUCUUUUGUUUGGACACCUGAGUAACUGUAAAGUAACGGUGCUGGGUGCCACAUGGCUGGCAUUCCCGCGCUACACUCACAGACUGAUGGCUGCGUUUGGUUACGUUCAUGUCCAGUCUCAACCCCACUCCUCCCCUUCGUGUGACAUCACCUGUUUUGGGUCACGAGACCUUGCUUUAUAUCGACUGUGGGCACUUUGGUUUUGAAAUGCAUAUCCAGUGUCCAUUUGUGUACACUACAGAUGCUCUACAAAAAGGCGUUACACAACUAGGAGGCAAACAGAGAUGAAACCAUCUCUUCAGCGUGACUGUUUUCAGGCCUUUUUCUAACACGAAAGAGACACAACACAUACGGUUUUUUGUUUUUCUUUUCCUCUCUCUCUCUUUCUCUUUCUUUCUCUCUCUCUUUUACAGAAGACCAGAUGCUUCAUUCUCAAGCUUCCCGUGAUCUGAAGAUUAAUCUUCUCUCCAUUACUCAUGAAUGCAAAGAUUUACUCAUGUGACUUGAAGGAGAGAACCCUGUAUCGCUCUUUCCAUGAAAUUCUCUCAGUCAAAUCGAUCUUUGUAUGCCUCCACUGCUACCUGAAGAAAUGCAAUGUAUGUUUUUUGGCUCAGCAAACAAGCCAAAUCACAGGGUAAACCUUUGUUUGGAGGACAAUAAAAUGUUUUGAAUGGAAAUGAACUA
This is a messenger RNA of Cheilinus undulatus (humphead wrasse), 2611 nucleotides long. RefSeq names its product E3 ubiquitin-protein ligase KCMF1-like. Lineage: Eukaryota; Metazoa; Chordata; Actinopteri; Labriformes; Labridae. The record is from RefSeq and is a predicted model, not a curated record. Bases 119 to 1372 code for a protein of 417 amino acids. Gene Ontology annotation, cellular component: plasma membrane. The transcript has 7 exons. Gene Ontology annotation, molecular function: zinc ion binding. Gene Ontology annotation, biological process: synaptic signaling.